Molecule: messenger RNA, 4758 nt
Organism: Dioszegia hungarica
Lineage: Eukaryota; Fungi; Basidiomycota; Tremellomycetes; Tremellales; Bulleribasidiaceae
Product: P-loop containing nucleoside triphosphate hydrolase protein
Exons: 23
Coding region: 1-4758 (1585 amino acids)
Biological process (GO): transmembrane transport
Cellular component (GO): fungal-type vacuole membrane; fungal-type vacuole
Molecular function (GO): ABC-type peptide transporter activity; ATP hydrolysis activity; ATP binding
Source: RefSeq, a predicted model, not a curated record
AUGUCCGCCCACAUCCCCGCCGUCGCGACCGCCUUCAUCCCCCUCACCUCGUUCCUCAGUCUCUCCAUCUACCUCUCGACCCAUCCCAAAUCGCCCGCUCGUCGCCUUCGCCGAGUCGCCCUCCCCACCCAUCAGGACGAACCUCUGGAUGCACGCAAGGAUCCAUUCGAGAUCGGAGAUGACGGCGACCUGGGCGAUGGCCAUCCGGUCAAUCCGGACCAGUUCUGGCGUUCGAUGAAGCAACGGAAACGCUGGCUCCUGGCGUCGCUAAUCUUGCCAUUCGUAGCCAAUAUCGCGCUCUUGGUAUUGACCGUCUCGUCCAAUGCGGUGAUCCCGCCCGCAAUGUUGCUAUCAUCACAUAUCGUCACCAUCAUCAUGGCUUUGGCGUACCUGUCUCACGCGGACACUGCUUCACACUGGGCGACCACGAUCCACCUCGGGGCUGCCCUCUUUGUUCAGUUCAUGGUCCUGGCCGUCAUCGCUCUACUCCCCAAUGAGCCUUUCCCAAUGAGCCACGCCAGUGUCAAUAUCGACAACACCUCGCUCUUGAGAUCCGCCCUCCCAAUCCUCCACCUCCUACCCCUCAUCAUCGUCCUUUUCAUCCGGCGCGGUCCUCCCCUCUACGUCCCGCUCGACCACAUCUACCCCCCGAAAAUCGCCGAGGCAAUCCCCUCCGAUCACCCGUCCCUCGAUCCCAAGCAGUCAAACGUCUGCGAAGAGGUACAGGCAACCAUUCCCGAGUGGUUGCUCUUCGGCUAUGUCACGAACGUAGUCAAGAAAGGCUACAAGGCCGACACGAUGGAUGUCUGGGACCUGCCCGUUCUGACGCACAACAUGCGGGCGCUCGCCUGCUAUCACACCUUCAAAAGCGUAUACGGUAGACGCACCCGUCGCUCUCUCACCAAAGAAGGAUACAACCUGCUCAAAAAGAUCGCCAUCGCCAACAUCCGCCCAUUGACAGCUCGUAAGUCUCAACCCGUCCCUGCUGAUUCAGAAAUCAUCCUCACGGUCCUCACCGCGAUCUUUUACUAUCUCCCCCAUCUUCUACUGCAACAGCUCCUCGAGUACCUCCAAAACGACCCUACUCGCCAACAUCCGAGAUGGGGAUGGCUCAUCGCCUUUGGGCUGUUCACCUCCAACGCUCUGACUUACAUCGUCGGGGGAAUCAUCUGGUCCAUUAGUACGACCACGCUGCAAGCUCGGAUCAAGCUCCAGCUCAACACCACGCUCUACGCCAAGACUUUACGCAAAAAGGACGUUGCUUCUGUCGGUGAGGACAAGAAAGGCGAAGAAGACGAGGAGGGAGUGGCUUCCAAGGCUCAAAUUAUGACCCUCUUCACUGUUGACGUCGAUCGGGUCACCGAUUUUGUCUUUCACGCUUUUGCCCUGGUAGACUCGCCCAUUGAAAUCGCAGUUGCAACCAUCUACCUGAUUCAGCUGCUCGGACGCUCUGCCAUCUACGGUCUUCUCGCCGCUCUCUUGUGUAUGCCUGUGAAUCAUCUCGCGUCCAAAUUUGUUGUGACGGCGCAAGAGAACCUCAUGAAGGCGAGGGACAAGCGUACCGGUCUCAUGAAUGAGAUUCUUCAAGGAAUACGGAUGCUCAAAUUCAUGGCUUGGGAGCGAUCGUUCGAAAAGCGGGUCGAGGAAAUUCGCAAUGACGAGCUUCAUUGGCAGGCGCGCAACUAUACUAUCGAAGUCGCCUUCAAUGUGCUGUGGGCAAUCACACCGGUCAUUGUCACGGUCGUCUCGUUCUUGCACUUCACCUUGGUGGCAGGGCACACCUUGACCCCCGCAAUCGCGUUCACCUCAGUGGCCGUCUUUGACGAGCUGCGAUACGCCUUGAACGCCCUUCCCGAGACCUUUAUCAAUGCCCUCCAAGGCUUCGUCUCUUGCCGGCGUAUCGAAAAAUACCUCGCAUUCGCCGAAGUCGAGCUUGUCCAAACUACCGAGCCCAGCGACAUCAUCACCAAAGACGCAACCUUCACCUUUGCCCGCGACGAUUCCGACGCCAAGAACCCCUUCACCCUCGCCAACCUCAACUUGUGCUUCCCUCAGGGCGAGCUAUCCCUUAUUUGCGGUCGCCUCGGGUCUGGCAAAUCCCUCCUCUUGCUUGGACUACUCGGCGAGGCCGAUCUCGUCUCUGGUACAGUCAUCUGUCCCCGUUCAUCCCCAGACCUGAUGGACGGCUUCCCAGACACCGUCACGGACUGGAUCCUACCCUCCAUGCUGGGCUACGUACCCCAACAAGCCUGGCUGCAGAAUGCUAGUAUUCGAGACAAUAUCAUCUUCUCCAGCCCUUGGAACGAGGAGCGGUACCACCAAGUACUGGAAGCUUGUAGUCUGAUAGCAGAUUUGAAGAUUAUGGAGGACGGGGAUCAAACUGAGAUCGGUGAGAAGGGUUUGAAUCUCUCGGGCGGUCAGAAGGCUAGAGUCUCGCUCGCCCGUGCCGUAUAUAGUCGAGCUGGUGUCCUGCUCAUGGAUGAUGUACUAAGCGCUGUCGACGCGCACACUGCCCACGCCAUUAUGGAGAACUGCUUUCAGGGCGACAUCCUCAAAGGCCGCACCGUCCUUCUCGUCUCCCACCACACAGCACUCGUCUCGCCCGUCGCAUCCUACAUUGUGGCUCUGGACAAUGGCGAUGUCAAGUUCUCCGGCACGCGAGCAGACUUUGUCGAGGGCGGCUUGAUGACCGAGCUCGAUGCGGACGAGAACAAGGCCAUGUCCCCUAUAGCCGAAAAGACGGUCGAAGAUGCGUUCCCUCUGCGCAAGUCGGUCCUCACUCAAGCGGCCCUCGAGCCAGACUCCGAGACCAGCUCAAUCGCGCCUGAUGACGAAAUCACCGAGUCCGUCGUCAAGAAGGGUCCCCGAAAGCUGGUCGAGGAUGAGAGGAGAGCCAAGGGCAGAAUCUCUCGAGAUAUAUGGGCGACCUAUUUCAAAGCUCUCGGCGGGCCGGUGUGGUGGAUUCUUUUUGCACUCGGGCAGAUCAUCGCAAUGUUGCUUCCUGUGGCUGAAAAGUUGUGGCUACAAUACUGGACCGGGCACGACAAGACGGUCCCAGAAGCCCACUCCUCCACCUUCUAUGUGGUCGGUUAUGCUGUGAUCACGCUCGGCGGCGCAUUCCUUUCCAACUUGGUCUACGUCGUGAUGUAUAACGGCAGCCUAAGAGCCAGCCGCGUCCUCCAUUCAAAACUGCUACAUUCGCUCCUCUUUGCCAACCUUCGCUUCCAUGACACGACUAGCCGAGGGCGAGUCCUCAACCGAACCGGAAAGGAUAUCGAAGGGCUAGAUAGCAGCAUGGCGGACAAUUUCACUCGCAGUCUUGAGUACGGUCUCAGCGUAGCAGUCACCUUCUUCUCCAUCUUGUCCGUCGGAGGCCUGCCGUUUUUGGGUGCUGGAUGUCUCUUGCUCGUCAUCUACUACCAAGCCGGGUCGAUCUACGGUCAAACGUCAAGGGACAUGCGAAGACUGGACUCAGUCACCCGCUCUCCCCUGUACUCGCUCUUUGGCGAGACAGUUUCGGGCGUGGCCGUUUACCGCGCCUUUGGCGCCAGUACGUUGACUCUGAAGCGAAUGAUCCAGCUCGCCGACACCAACAAUCUUUGCUUCUUCUGGACAUGGACAGUCAAUCGCUGGCUCUCGGCAAGGUUCAACAUGCUCUCCUCUGCAAUGAUCGGCCUCACUGCGGUCAUCGUACUCGGAACGCCUGGCGUCACCGCCGCCAUGGCUGGCUUUGCGCUAGCAUUCGCCGGCGGCAUCUCGCAUGAUCUGCUCUUUGUCGUGCGUCGCUUUGUCCAGCUCGAGCAGAGUAUGGUCGCACUGGAGCGUAUCAAAGAGUACUCCGAAUUACCUCUUGAAGCUCCAGAAUAUGUAGACCCGAGACCCGCUGCCGCCUGGCCCGCCGAAGGAGCUAUCUCUGUCGAGAAGCUUGUCGUCCGCUAUGCUCCCGACCUACCCAACGUCCUCCACGGCAUCUCCUUUGACGUGAAAUCGCGAGAAAAGGUUGGAGUCGUCGGAGCUACAGGAUGUGGAAAGAGCACACUCGCCCUAAGCUUCUUCCGCUUUGUCGAAGCGCACGAAGGCCGCAUCAUCAUUGAUGGAAUUGAUAUCGCCACGAUCGGCCUCACCGAUCUUCGGUCUCGAGUCACCAUCAUUCCUCAAGACCCUACCAUCCUGUCUGGUACCCUCCGCGCCACGCUCGACGUGUUUGACGAAUACGACGACGCCGAGAUAUACGCUGCUCUGCGUCGCGUCCACCUCAUUUCUGACAACGACGUCUCGGAUCUCGAAAGUCGCAAUAAAAAUGUCUUUCGCGAUCUCAACAACUCGGUCUCGGAGGGGGGUGAUAAUUUCUCUGCGGGCGAACGCCAGCUCUUGUGCAUGGCAAGGGCUAUAUUGAAGCGGAACAAGGUGUUAUUCAUGGACGAGGCGACCGCGAGCAUCGACUACGAGACCGACGAGCUAAGUACGUUCAGGUUGGAGUUGGCUGAUGUAGUCUCCACAACGAUUCGUGAAGAAUUCUCAGACUCCACCAUUGUCACCAUCGCGCAUCGGAUUCAUACCAUCAUCGACUUCGAAAAGGUGCUGGUAAUGGACAAAGGGUGCAUUGCCGAAUACGCCACCCCCGCCGAGCUGCUACGGAACACCAAGUCCCGGUUCUAUUCGCUCUGUCGAGCCACAGGUCGAACCGAGUUCAAGAAACUGAAAGAGAUGGCCAUGGAGGCGGAGCGAAAGCGGGCAUCUGUAGCAAAGCCAGAGUAA